UUCCCAUAGAGUCCAUCUUGCCACAUGGACUGCCGAAGAUUUCUUUCCUGAUAAAAUAGCAAGGACAGCGUGAGGCAUGACAAUAUUUACAUCCUGCGCACCAAUAAGUGGUGAGGCCUGACUUAGGGCCAUAGAAGCUCCUUCCACUGCCUGGAGGCAUGGUGGCAUUGUUUGAGCGACAGCAUCUAGUUUACAAGAGUAGUAUGCUACUGGGUGCAGUUUGUCCCCAUGUUUUUGCGUUAACACUGCUGCCAUAUGUCCUUCAGUGACAUGCGUGUACAAUGUAAAAGGCAUUAAUGGAUUAGGAAGUCCCAAUCCUGGGGCAGUACUGAGCCUCUGUUUCAAUGUGGUAAAUGCCUGUUCAUAUUCAAGUGUCCAUUCAGUUGCAUCAUGUGGUCCACCAACACCCUUCAGGAAAUUAUUAAGGGGCUGGACAAUCCUUGAAUAAUUUGGGUUUUGAGUUUGGCAGAAAUUGAAUAGCCCCAACACUUUCCUAACUCCCCUGACCGUAAUUGGUCGUGGGCAUGCAUUAAAAGCUUCAAUGCGGUCAACAGUUAAAACACUUGUACCCUUUGGAUAUUAGAUACCCCAGAUAUGAUACUUCCUCCUUUGCAAUCUGAGCCUUUCUAGCAUUACAUUUUACCCCACUGUCUGUCAAGUGAAGUCUUUCAUGUGCGUUUGGCGAUCUGGUGAGGAGAUAAGAAGAUCAACAUACUGUACAACACAGGAAGCCAUGUCUGGCAGCUUUGCCAGCACAUCAGCUAAUGCUCUAUGAAACAAAGUAGAUGAGUUAUGAAAACCCUGGCUUCGACUACAAAUGCAUGGAAAUUUCCAGGAGGCCUGUCAGACCCAGGUGAAGACAUUGGAAACACAGCAGUUCGAGAGGUUUUUGAAGAGACUGGCAUUAAGUCAGAGUUCAAGUCCCUCUUAAGCAUAAGGCAGCAACAUAGGCACCCUGGAGCCUUUGGGUUAUCAGAUAUGUAUAUCAUCUGUCGCCUGCAGCCUUCCUCAUUCAACAUCAGCUUCUGCCAGCAGGAAUGCUUGAGGUGCGAAUGGAUGGAUCUUGAGGAACUUGCCAAGACCAAAGACACUACUCCCAUCACCAGCAGUGUAGCUAAACUGCUACUUUAUGGAUACAGAGAAGGGUUUGAUAAGAUUGAUAUAACCAUGAGAGAAUUUCCAGCUGUUUACACAGGCCUAUUUUAUAAGCUGUACCAUAGGGAGCUGCCAGAUACUUAUAAAAACACGACAGAAUUCUAAUAAGCUUCACAUUUAAUU
Trachemys scripta elegans is the source of this 1278-nucleotide messenger RNA. It is a transcript of the gene NUDT6, whose product is annotated as nudix hydrolase 6. Gene Ontology annotation, molecular function: NADH pyrophosphatase activity; NAD binding; ADP-ribose diphosphatase activity. Lineage: Eukaryota; Metazoa; Chordata; Testudines; Emydidae. The transcript has 3 exons. Bases 793 to 1260 code for a protein of 155 amino acids. The record is from RefSeq and is a predicted model, not a curated record.